AUGCUGCAAGCUCCGACCGAAUCCGCCGCACCGUAUUCAUCUGCGCGCAACCUCAGCGGUUCCGAGUUACUGAAUCACGCGCAUGCAUCGAGUGGCCACUCCACACUGUGUCCAGCCACGCACAUCCCACUGUGUCCGGUGUCUAUUCCCUCGCAGUAUCACGGCUUUUCCCUAUCCAUUCCCGCCCGGCUCGAUCUCGGCGCAUCAAACCAACAUGUUGGGCCUGUCGCUGGCUCCCAGCCCUUGUUAAUCCCGCCGUCCGAUUCGACCUCUGUCUCGUCCACACCCGGUUCCACUCCCUUAGACAGCAUGUUGGUGAAUUCGCAACACUCAGACACCCCGUCCAGAUUUCCACAGGACACUUUCUCCCUUCCUGCUGCUCUGCUCGGAGAUGAUGAAAUACCUCACUCCCCUUGUACCGUGCUGGCUGAUCGUGUGGAAAUCGAACUUCCCAAUCCUGCCUCUCUAGACACGUUCGACAAUUCCUUGUGCCACUCCCUUCCUCUUCCCGCACACUAUUCCGCCCGGCGCCGUCGCGAAAUCCCACGUCCUGGUGUUCUGAAGGGUUAUGAUGAGAAGCACAAGCGCUUGGACAAUUCUCUUCUAAUUGUCUCGUUUUCCAUGCGUCAGUUACUCGGUGACACGUGUUUUCGACCCCCAGCAGAGAACCUGAGCAAUUGUCUGCUUCAUCCUCCUGAUUCUGACGAACCGGACACUUCGAAUUUUACGGACCACAAUGUCCCUAUGAUCAAGCCCCCUCUUCCAAUGGUCGAUUCCACUACAUGUAGUUCUCUUCUGCUGCCGCGAAUGGCUACGCAUCCACGUUCGCCGUCGAUUGAUCGGAUCAUUGAGUCAAUUCACUCGGCAUCGACCGAUGCAUACGCUCAUCCAUCCUCUCGGCCGAGUUCGGCUGUGUCCUUGGGUUUGAACGCCUGCUCACCCACACCCGCCGUCAAUACUCUUGGCAAUUCAACAUUUCUACAUCCGGAUACCGACCGAAUACAGUCGCUAUUAAAACCGAAGCAAAGCGGUGUUUUAACUCCGAACCAUCCUUUGACCAAUGCGCCAGUGAAUUUUUCACCUGCGAACUAUCUUGCUUCCUGUCGUUAUACUCAACUUCUCUUCAACUCUAAUUUCUCUGAUGCCCGCCUUCACUGA
Dicrocoelium dendriticum is the source of this 1158-nucleotide messenger RNA. NCBI's taxonomy places the organism in Eukaryota, Metazoa, Platyhelminthes, Trematoda, Plagiorchiida, Dicrocoeliidae. The record is from the annotation of a GenBank genome assembly.